Kluyveromyces marxianus DMKU3-1042 is the source of this 1653-nucleotide messenger RNA. It is a transcript of the gene SPR3, whose product is annotated as septin SPR3. The transcript has a single exon. NCBI's taxonomy places the organism in Eukaryota, Fungi, Ascomycota, Saccharomycetes, Saccharomycetales, Saccharomycetaceae. Gene Ontology annotation, cellular component: cell division site; microtubule cytoskeleton; cytosol. Gene Ontology annotation, biological process: cytoskeleton-dependent cytokinesis. The record is from RefSeq and is a predicted model, not a curated record. The coding region runs from base 1 to 1653 and encodes 550 amino acids. Gene Ontology annotation, molecular function: GTP binding; molecular adaptor activity; GTPase activity.
AUGACCUCAAUGAAUAACGGGUGGGGCUCUUAUAUGGACCGUAGCGUUGAGUCAAGUGACAUCGGCAGCAGUUCAGGCUCAAAUGCACAAGAAAAGUAUUUAGCACCCAAUGAAAGUAUGGAGAUUAUUCAAGAACACCCGGAAGAAGACAAUCUAGAAAUAGCUUCGAUCUCACAUGGGGAGGAUGGUGUGUUAGGUUCAGUUAAGAAACUGUUUGCAGCUGAUUCCAUAGAAUCAUCUAAGAGCUUGACUAAAAAUUCCGAUAACGAGCAGAAUGCACAGGCUGACUACUACACACCAAACUCAGCUAUUAACUCUGAGGUGUUCGAUUCUAAUGGUGGUGAAAAAAACCGUAGGUUUGUUAAUGCGCCUGUCAUUGAUCCAAACUAUUAUAUCGGAAUAGACACCAUUCCUAUUCAAAAACAAACUUUCAUCGCCAAAAACGGUGGUAGGUUUACCAUGAUGGUAGUUGGACAAUCUGGGUUGGGUAAAACUACUUUUAUCAAUACGUUAUUUGGUACUUCACUUUUGCCCACAGUUUGGGAAGGCGAUUUGUCCGAUAGAGAAGUGACAAAAACAACUAAGAUUGUCCGUCAUGAGAGUGAAUUAGUGGAAGGCGAUUUUGCAUUGAAAUUCACUGUCAUUGACACUCCUGGCUUUGGUGAUCAUGCAAACAAUUCUUUUUCAUGGUCUCCUAUUGUCAACUAUAUUGACGAACAGUAUAGGUCUUACAUUUUCCAAGAAGAGCAACCUUUAAGGGGAUCUUUAAAAGAUAACAGGAUCCACUGUUGUUUAUACUUCAUCAAGUUAACAAGACAUGGUUUAAGUGCUCUUGAUAUUGCUGCCAUGGAAGAAAUUUCAAAGAGAGUUAACUUAAUUCCUAUCAUUGCCAAGGUUGAUGGUUUGACACCUGAUGAUGUGAGUAUUUAUAAAAAGAAUAUUAGAGAAACGAUUCAAAAACAACAGAUCAAAGUUUGUGCCUUUUUGGACCAAAAUGAUCCUAACUGUCAGACAAUUUUCGACAUGUAUCCUUUUGGUAUCGUUUGUUCUGAUGAAAUGGUUCCCAAUGAAGAAGGGAAACUUGUACGUGGUAGAAAGUACAAAUGGGGUAAUGUUGAAGUUGAAAAUCCGGAACACUCUGAGUUUACUGCUUUGAGGACUGUUCUAAUGUCCAAGAAUCUUGUUGAUUUAGUGGUUGGCUGUGAAAACUACUAUGAAAGAUGUAGAACUCAUAUGCUUCUCUCUAGAAUAAACCAAGCCAAAGUUAAUAAUCCUGACUUCAUAGAAUCCAGCGGUUUAAACCUUGAAGAUCCAAACCAAAAUGGUUUAGAUAACUACAAAUUCUAUGAGACUUUCAAUAAAAAGUAUAUGGAUGAAUUGAUUAUAGAGUGGUCCCCUGAGUUUAUUCAUAAACAAUUGGAGGCUAAAAAACGUCUUAAUGAAAUUGUGUCAUUGGAAGAGAAGAGAUUUAAAGACUGGAAGCAGGACUUGUUGAACAAACAAAACUUGUUCAAUCACGAAAUUGAAGAUCUACAUACGCUUGUUCAACAGAUCCGCAGUGAAUGUAACGAAAUGGAGGCCAAGGCUAAUAAGCAAAGAGCAAGAAGGUUCUCUAGGCUAGGUCUAUCAUCUCAUUCCGAAUUAGCUAAAUGA